Messenger RNA from Medioppia subpectinata, 878 nucleotides. The record is from the annotation of a GenBank genome assembly. Lineage: Eukaryota; Metazoa; Arthropoda; Arachnida; Sarcoptiformes; Oppiidae.
AUCACAAUAUUAGGUCAUUGUUGUCGUCAAUGUCUUCGUCACAGCAAAUACCUCUUGAACUCAAACUUUUUCAAACAUUUCCUAACCAUUCAUACCAUCGGAUGAUCACUGAAGGCAAAGACAACACAUCCCACACAACCACUCAUACACUCGUAUAGACUGACAGCGACGACACCAGAGUUCGUCACCACAGCUGAUCACUACAGCUCUCUAUCAGCACCACAUCCAGUGAUUACAUCACUGCAAACACUGUCCACAACAACACCACUUCCAGAGGUCGCCGAAGAAUAUGUUCGGAAGAGUCACUUUCUAUCCGACACUUCUCUACAAUGUCUUCAUGAAUAGAGUGUCCACAAGAAGAUGGUUCGACAGAAUCGACGACAACUGCCUGUUGGGAGCGCUUCCCUUCCGGAGCAUCACUCCAGAGCUGAUCGCCGACGAGAAGGUGAAGGGCGUGGUGUCGAUGAACGAGAACUUUGAGCUCAAAUUCUGGGUCACCACUCCGGAGGAAUGGCAACGACUGGGCGUCAAGUUUUUGCAGUUAAAUACGGCCGACAUAUUUCACGCGCCCACUCAGGACAAGAUCCGCACUGGUGUGCAGUUUAUGCAACAGUUUAUGGGCACCGAUAGCUCGGUGUACGUCCACUGUAAGGCCGGCCGCACCCGUUCCGCCACUCUUGUCGCCUGUUAUCUCAUGAAAAAACACAAUUGGGAACCAAAAGAGGCCGUGGAUUACAUGAAAUCCAAGAGACCGCACAUUCUUCUGCGGUCCACACAAUGGGAAGCGAUCGGCAGAUACUAUGAGGAAAACUGUGCCAAUAAUAAUACUAAACAACAGCCGGACGUCAAUCUAACAUAAACUAUGCCUUCAUUUAGAC